GCCCGUAGCGCGCUACGCUCGUAGCGCAGUGAAGUGAAGUGUUGUGACCUCUUUGGACUGACAGAAAAUGUCCCUAGUGCUGCCCGGCGGCGGGGAUUCCCCGAGCCCGCGGCGCGCCGUCAGUCCCCUGCUCGAGUCCCGGCGGCCGCACUGCACGCUCGCCUGCGACUACUGCGCCGCCAUACUCGAGGAUAAGUUCAAAAGGAAUGCGGACAUGCGUAACCGCGGUACUUCCCCGCUGUCGGUAUCGCCGCGACAGUCGCUCACCGGGGAACCCCCCUGGACCCUGCCAGACGACGACCGACCAGACUUCUCAGCGCUCAAGGAGAAUAUACAUAGGAUUAACAAGGACUGCGAGACCUCAACUCGGCUGGACCUGCUUCUUACGCAGGUGGAGCAGUACGCCAACAACCUGGAGGCCCUGGUGGAGGAAAGGACCUCGGACUAUCUGGAGGAGAAGAGGAAAUGCGAGGAGCUGCUGUACCAGCUGCUACCCAAGUCAGUGGCCUCACAACUCAUCAUGGGUCGGCCUGUCAUGGCGGAGACAUACGACCAGGUCACCAUCUACUUCAGCGAUAUCAUCGGCUUCACGCAGCUCUCCGCGGAAUCUACGCCGUUGGAGGUGGUGGACUUACUGAACGAUCUCUAUACCAGCUUCGAUUCCAUCAUUGAAAACUUUGAUGUGUAUAAGGUGGAAACGAUAGGCGAUGCGUACAUGGUGGUAUCCGGUCUACCAAUGAGGAACGGGACCAGACACGCGGCGGAGAUAGCUAGAAUGUCUCUAGCGCUGCUGAGGGCAGUGCGAGUGAAGACAGUCCCUCAUAGACCAGGGGAGAGGCUGCUGUUGAGGAUCGGGAUGCAUACAGGUCCCUGCGUAGCUGGUGUUGUUGGACUAAAAAUGCCCAGGUACUGUCUCUUCGGUGACACCGUGAACACUGCAUCCAGGAUGGAGUCACAUGGAGAAGCUCUUCGAAUCCACGUCAGCCCGAAGACCAGGGAGCUCCUGGAUGAUGGCUUCGAGUUGGAGUGCCGGGGAGAGAUCACGAUGAAGGGCAAAGGAAAAAUGGUGACUUACUGGCUACUGGGUGAAAGGCAACCACCACCACACCACACUUACAACCCGAACAAGGAAAAUGAGAACAACGUUACCACCAACCCCAGCAUAACCUUCCAAGGACCGGAUAGCCCAGCGUCUCACUCACUAACACACAGCCAGAGUCCAGAGAAAAAUGGCCUAAAGGAGUCCAAUAAAGCCAAAGAAAUAAUGAGCGAAAGAGAAAGAAUAAAACAUGAGAUAGCAACAUUCGUGGCCAAGGACUUAAUAAACAAUAUUGAUAAUGCAGUAAGAGAGUUCAGACUAACUCAAGGAGCUUUAACUAAUAAUAAACCGGUCUGUAACGGUAAAGACAAAGGCCUAAUAACCCCUACGUAUGACAAGGAGCUAAUAAUAAACAAAGGGAAAGUAAGAGAUGUCGUCAAUAGGUUCAAUAAUACUAUUAACGAUACGAAUGAAAUCAAAACCGUAAAACAGAGGAAUAGAUCAGAAGACUGAAAAGCAGAAGAGGAUGUAAAAACUUGUAUAUUAAUGUAAGUAGUCCAAGGCACAAAUCUAGUCAAUAUUGGUGCAUAUAAUCGAUUCUUUGUAAAACAGGUCCCAUGUGUUAGCGAAGAGAAAAAACUAUAUAGAAAAAUAGAAAUCAACUUUUCUGCACUCCUGAAUUUAUCUAUCCUGUAAAUAAUAUAUUUGUUUAGGAAAGGUGUAGAUGAUACUUAGUAUAAGAGCAGUAUACAGGGUGUAACAAAAGUAAGUCAUA
This is a messenger RNA of Aricia agestis (brown argus), 1814 nucleotides long. RefSeq names its product atrial natriuretic peptide receptor 2-like. The transcript is spliced from 8 exons. The coding region runs from base 68 to 1552 and encodes 494 amino acids. Gene Ontology annotation, biological process: intracellular signal transduction; cGMP biosynthetic process; receptor guanylyl cyclase signaling pathway. Gene Ontology annotation, molecular function: peptide receptor activity; guanylate cyclase activity. NCBI's taxonomy places the organism in Eukaryota, Metazoa, Arthropoda, Insecta, Lepidoptera, Lycaenidae. The record is from RefSeq and is a predicted model, not a curated record.